AUGAAUAUUGUCGCUAUUGCCAUUUUUUACCUUAACUUACUUGUCCUAACAGCCAUCAAUUUUAGCUUCUGCAGUGGAAGCAGCUGCAUUGAAAGUGAGAGACAUGCACUUUUAAGGUUCAAGCAGGAUCUUGAAGAUCCUUCCAACCGGCUUGCCUCUUGGACUAAUUUUGAUGGAGAUUGUUGUACAUGGACUGGUGUUGUUUGUGACAACUUCACCGGCCAUAUUCUUAAGCUCAAACUUAGGAGUCCUUCACGGGGCAGACGAAGUUUGAGCGGUAAGGUAAAUCCCUCUUUGCUUGAUCUUAAGCAUUUGAUUUACCUGGACUUGAGCUAUAAUGCUUUCGAUGGAAUUCGGAUUCCUAGUUUUCUUGGUUCGUUUGGGGAGUUAAGACACCUUAAUCUCUCGGAAGCUGGAUUUGCUGGAGAGAUUCCUCACCAACUUGGAAAUCUCUCCAAUCUGCAAUAUCUUGACCUUGGUCAGAAUGAUUACCCGUUAUACAUUGACAAUAUUCGUUGGUUAUCAGGUCUUUCUUCCUUGAAGUAUCUUGAUUUGACAGUUGUAAACCUCAGUAAAACUUCUGCAGAUUUGUUUCUCAUCAUAAAUGCACUUCCUUCUUUAGGUGUGUUACAGUUGUCUAACUGUGAACUUCAUCACCUUCCAACCCUUUCCACUGCCAACUUUUCUUCUUCUCUUGUCACCCUUGAUCUUUCUCAAAAUAAAUUUAAUAGCUCUUUCAUUCCCAAUUGGGUAUUUGGUCUUACUCAAUUACAGUUUCUUAAUUUAGCCAGAAAUGGUUUUCGAGGUCCAAUCCCAGAUGGACUUCAGAACUUGACUUCUCUUACACAUCUUGAUUUGUCUAGAAACAAUUUCAGUUCUUCAAUACCCAACUGGUUGUACAAAUUUAGUCACCUUGAGUGCCUUUCUCUUAUAAAAAAUAACUUGCAAGGUACAAUUUCAGGUGAUAUAGGAAACUUGACCUCUAUGCAAAAGAUUGAUCUCUCAUCAAAUGCACUUCAAGGAAGAAUUCCAAGAUCAUUGGGAAGACUUUGCAACUUGAGGUCAAUCUCUUUGUCAUCUGUCAAAUUGAAUCAAGCAGUUUCUGAAAUCUUAGAUAUCUUUUUAGGAUGUGUGUCACAUAGACUAGAGGUUUUGAAUUUGGGUCAAACUCAACUUUAUGGUCAAUUAACCAGUAAACUUGGGCAGUUUAAGAAUCUAGACACUCUUUUCCUGUGUUGUGGCAGUAUUUUUGGUCCUAUUCCACAUUCCUUGGGGAAACUUUCGAACUUGAAAUUUCUAGAUCUUUCCUCCAAUAAAUUGAGUGGCUCGAUUCCAUUUUCAAUAGGAGAACUUUCAUCCUUGAGUAGUCUACAGCUUUCCUCUAAUGAAUUGAAUGGAUCUAUUCCGUCAUCAUUUGGAAUGCUUUUGUCUUUGAGAAUUUUAGACAUUUCUUCCAAUAAACUAAAUGGAAAUCUGUCUGAAAUUCACUUUUUCAAGCUCUCUAGUCUUGAGAGUUUUAAGGCAUCAGGAAACUCAUUAAAGUUGAAUGUAAACCCUGAUUGGCGUCCAUCAUUUCAACUUAACGAGUUAUAUUUGCCUUCAUGUUAUGUAGGGUCUCGAUUUCCAUCCUGGCUUCUUUCCCAAAAGAAAUUAGGUUUUUUAGAUUUAUCCAACUCAGGAAUUCUAGAUACAAUUCCCACUAAGUUUUGGAAAUCCUCUUUUAGACUUAGAUAUGUAAAUUUUUCUCAUAACCAAAUCUAUGGGAAGGUUCCUAGUUUAAUUGAAGUUGGUUCACUAACUUCACUUGACUUGAGUUCAAAUAGUUUGGCAGGUUCAUUGCCUCUUCUGUCUUCCACUAUGAAUACACUUGAUGUUUCCAAUAAUUCUUUCUCAGGACAUGUUAGCCAAUUUUUGUGCCAUGCAGUGAAUGAGUCAAAGAAUUUGCAAAUUCUCUAUCUUAAAGAUAAUUCUCUAUUUGGAGAAUUACCUGAUUGUUGGACGAACUGGCAAAAUUUAGAGGUCUUGGAUUUAGGUGAAAAUAAGUUUAUUGGAAACCUUCCCAACUCUAUGGGAAAAUUAAAUUCCCUUCGAUCACUGCAUCUUCAUAAUAAUAACUUCUCUGGAAAUAUACCUAUAUCGUUUAAAAACUGUACAAAGUUACUAGUACUUAAUCUUCAUGAAAAUAGGUUUGUGGGGAAUGUACCAUUGUGGCUUGGAGAAAGAUUUUCAAGUUUGAUGAUCCUCAUCCUUCGUUCAAAUAAGUUUCAAGGCUCUUUACCUGUGGAGCUUUGCCAGCUAGCUUCACUACGAAUCUUAGACCUUGCUUACAAUAAUUUGUCUGGAGCCAUACCAAGCUGUAUUAGUAACUUGAGUGCCAUGGUAACAACCUUGAAAGAUUUUGCAAGAGGCAUACAAUAUGUAACAAAUUAUAGUGAUUCUAUUGAGGAUGAGUCAUUGAUGCUAAAAGGGAGAAUGGAUGAAUAUAGCACGAUUCUUAAUUUGGUGAGAUCUAUAGACCUUUCCAAAAACACUUUCUCAGGAGAAAUUCCUAUAGAAGUGACACAUCUUAAAUUGUUAUCAUUGAAUUUGUCUCACAACCAUUUCACGGGAAGAAUUCCUGAGAAUAUUGGUGUUAUGGAGUCAUUGGAGUCUAUUGAUCUCUCGUCAAACCAACUUAAUGGUGUAAUUCCUCAGAGUAUUUCAGCUUUGACAUCUUUGAAUCAUUUGAAUCUUUCACAUAACAACUUGCACGGGGAAAUUCCUUUAAGCACUCAAUUACAAACCUUUGAUGCAUCUUGUUUUAUGGGUAAUGAACUUUGUGGGCCUCCACUUCCAAACAAUUGCUCUGGGAUUUUUCCAAUACAGGAGAAUGAAAAUGGAGGUAACAAACAUGAGGUAAAUGGGUUCUAUGUAAGCAUGGCUCUUGGAUUUGUGGUGGGUUUCAGCAGUCUUCUGCAAUGGAUAGAAAGUGACAGACAAGCACUUUUAUGGUUCAAGCAAGGUCUCACUGAUCCUUCCAACUGGCUUUCCUCGUGGAUUGGUGAAGGAGAUUGUUGUAAAUGGGCUGGUGUUGUCUGCGACAACUCCACAGGUCAUGUCCAUGAACUCCACCUUGGAAAUCCUGAUGCUUACAAUGGCAUAUUACAUUUGGGAGGGCUUUCUUUGUUAGAGUACCUUGAUUUGAGUUUGGUGAACCUUGGGAAAACUUCUGUAGAUUUGUUGUUCAUUGCAAAUGCACUUCCUUCUUUAGUUGUGUUACAACUGUCAGGUUGUCAACUCCAUCACCUUCCAACUGUGUCCAUUGCUAACUUUUCUUCAUCCCUUGUCACCCUGGAUCUUUCUGGCAACAAAUUUAAUAACUCUUUCAUUUCCAAUUGGGUGUUUGUUCUCAGUCAAUUACAGUUUCUUGACUUAGCUGGAAUUGGUUUUGAAGGUCCAAUUCUCGAUGGACUUCAAAACUUAACUUCUCUUACACAUCUUGAUUUGUCUCGAAACCAUUUCAGUUCUCCAAUUCCCAACUGGUUGUACAAAUUUAGUCACCUUGAGUCUCUUUCUGUAUCCCGUAAUAGCUUGGAAGGUGUUAUUUCAAGUGAUAUAGGAAACUUGACCUCUUUGCAAAUGCUUGAUCUCUCAUCAAAUGCACUUCAAGGGAGCAUUCCAAAAUCAUUGGGAAGACUUUGCAACUUGAGGUGGAUCUCUUUGUCAUUUGUCAAAUUGAAUCAAACAAUUUCUGAAAUCCUAGAUAUUUUUUCACGAUGUGUCUCACAUAGACUAGAGUUUUUGGAUUUGGCUCAAACUCAACUUUAUGGUCAGUUGACCUACCAACUUGGGCAAUUUAAGAAUUUAAAAACUCUAGAUCUAUGUUGUGGAAAUAGAUCUGGUCCUAUUCCAUAUUCCUUGGGAGAACUUUCGAAAUUGACAUUUCUAGAUCUUUCCUUUAAUAAUUUGAGCAGCCCGAUUCCAUUUUCAAUAGGUGAACUUUCAUCCUUGCAGACUCUGCAGCUUUCCUCUAAUAAAUUGAAUGGAUCUAUACCAUCAUCAUUAGGAAAGCUUUCGUCUUUGAACUUUCUUCUAAUAAACUGA
This is a messenger RNA of Pistacia vera, 4083 nucleotides long. RefSeq names its product receptor-like protein EIX2. The record is from RefSeq and is a predicted model, not a curated record. NCBI's taxonomy places the organism in Eukaryota, Viridiplantae, Streptophyta, Magnoliopsida, Sapindales, Anacardiaceae. The coding region runs from base 1 to 4083 and encodes 1360 amino acids. The transcript has 3 exons. Gene Ontology annotation, molecular function: protein binding.